AUGUCCUCUUCCAUCAACAACUGGCUGGCCUUCUCCCUCUCACCGCAGCAGCUUCCCACAGACGGCCUCUCUCAACCCCCACAGCACCCUCAACGACUCAUCUCCGGCGAUUCUUCCGGCAUGGAUUUUGGUGCUGCUGAUGAUAUGUCGGGCGAGGUUUCCGGUGACUGCUUCAACAUGUCUACUGACACUGCUGCCGCUCCCUCCAUGCACAACCCCUUUGGUAUUUUGGAAGCUCUCAAUAGGAGCCACCAACCUCAUGAGUGGAAUACCGCAAAUGCUUUUAAAUCAAUGGAAAGCAUGCCCCUUGUCGGUGGGAGCAGAACCACCAAUACCGAUGCACCUAAGUUGGAGGACUUCCUGGGUGGUAGUAGCAGCGGUGCCGGAGCGGACCCCAUGUACUCCGGCGCCGCGCAUACAUUCGGGAACGGCGCCGAACCGAAGAUAUCCGGCUGCGACGCUUUGACUUCCGGCUCCUAUGAGCAGAAUUCAGGUGACUACAUGUUCUCCGACUGCUCACUGCAACUUCCAGCCACCGCCGGCGGAAACAAUUCGAUCGGCUUGUCAAUGAUCAAGUCAUGGUUGAGAAACCAACCUGCACCGAUGGACACCAAAAGCAGCGCCUGCAGCAGCAGUGCCGGCGCCACCAACACUACAUCUCCGGCAACUGGGAACAUUCCCAACAUGCAAACGUUGUCGCUGUCGAUGAGCACCGGAUCGCAGUCGAGCUCGCCGGCGCCGGUUCGCACCGCCAGUGGCGGUGGAGGAGGUGCCGAGAGCUCGUCGUCGGAGAACAGGCAAAGGGGUUUGGAUAGCCAAACUGGUGCAAUAGAGCCGGUUCCCCGGAAGUCCAUUGACACGUUUGGGCAGAGGACCUCCAUAUACCGUGGUGUUACCAGGCAUAGAUGGACUGGGAGAUAUGAAGCACAUCUCUGGGAUAAUAGUUGCAGGAGGGAAGGACAGACUCGCAAGGGAAGACAGGUUUAUCUUGGCGGCUAUGAUAAGGAAGAGAAAGCAGCAAGAGCGUACGAUUUAGCUGCACUCAAAUACUGGGGAACAACUACAACAACAAACUUCCCGAUAAGUAAUUAUGAGAAGGAGCUAGAGGAGAUGAAGCACAUGACUAGGCAGGAAUAUGUUGCAUCUUUAAGGAGGAAAAGCAGUGGUUUUUCACGAGGUGCCUCGAUUUAUCGAGGAGUUACAAGGCACCAUCAGCAUGGAAGGUGGCAGGCAAGGAUAGGAAGAGUUGCCGGUAACAAAGACCUUUACUUGGGAACUUUCAGUACUCAGGAGGAAGCUGCAGAGGCAUAUGACAUUGCUGCAAUAAAAUUCAGGGGUCUGAAUGCAGUUACUAAUUUCGACAUGAGCAGGUAUGAUGUGAAAAGCAUCCUCGAGAGCAGCACGCUUCCCAUCGGCGGAGCGGCCAAGCGCCUGAAAGAGGCGGAGUCUUCUGAAACGAGCGUCGACGGCCGGAGGACCGACUCGGACAACCUCUCCUCCAACAUCGCCGACGCCAUGGCCGGCUACCCUUCUCACCAUGGCUGGCCCAUCAUAGCGUUCCAGCAGCCCCAGCCACUCAGCCAGCAGCACUACCCUUUUCUUCACCAACAAAGGAACUGGUGCAAGCAAGAGCAAGACAACCCCAUGCAAGACAUUCAGCAACUCCACAUGAGCGGCACCCACAAUUUCCUUCAGCCUUCAUCUGUCAUCCAUAAUCUCAUGAGCCUGCAGGACUCCUCUUCCCUGGAUCAAGGCUCGAGUUCAGGCGUCAACUACCAGGGCGUCGUCAACGGUGGCCUCGUUCUUCCGUUGAAUCCGAUGAUGGCUGAUCAUAAUCAAGCAGCUGGUUUUGGCGAUGGUGAUAUCAAGAAGAUGGGGAGUUCCAGUUAUGACAAUAUACUGCAGGUGGAUCCAUAUUCUAGCAGAAACAUGUAUUAUCUUUCCCAGCAGCAGGCAGCAAGCCUCACUAAACCAGGCAGCAGCAGCACCAGCAACUAUGAUCAGGACUCAAACUGCAACAAUUGGGCACCAAAUUCAGUUCAACAGAUGGCGCCAAGAUCAAACCUUUCAGUAUGUCAUGGAGCUCCUAUUUUUACAGUCUGGAGUGACACAUGAUUCUUAGGGUAUGGUAUCCAGCUUUACAGAGAGAAUACAAGGUAUAUGAAUAUAUAAAAAGAGAGAAAGAGAAAAAAGAAAAAGAGAGAAGAAAGAGUGAAAAAUGAAAUACAUAUAUAUAGAUGACUA
Molecule: messenger RNA, 2244 nt
Organism: Nymphaea colorata (pocket water lily)
Lineage: Eukaryota; Viridiplantae; Streptophyta; Magnoliopsida; Nymphaeales; Nymphaeaceae
Product: AP2-like ethylene-responsive transcription factor BBM2
Exons: 9
Coding region: 1-2115 (704 amino acids)
Biological process (GO): regulation of DNA-templated transcription
Molecular function (GO): DNA-binding transcription factor activity; DNA binding
Source: RefSeq, a predicted model, not a curated record